CUUCCACUCCCGUUUUCCAAUCUCAGAAAUACAGCUCUCCCACUAAAACCAACUGACCUCUCUCUCUCUCUCUCUUACCUGUUUUCAAAGACUCUUCAGAUCUGAACUCGAUACUUGGAUGCCAUCAAACAAUCCCCAGCUGUGAAUUCCCAAUUUCGCAGCUUCAACUUAGUAUCCAAGCAAACCAUUAAUUCAUGGCAAAGCCUUGGCAAGAUUUUUCAGCCCAAGACCUCUCACCCACAGCUGCAAGAUCAAAGGAGUGGGAUGGUCCAUCAAGAUGGACAGAGUACUUGGGUUCUGAUAUGUCUUCUCCAGUGACAUUUAGGACUUCUAGGAACAAGGGUCCCGAUGGACAGAUUCAAAGUUCAGGUGGCUCAUACAAGGGUUUAAACUUACAGUGGGUAGUGCAGCUUACUGAAGUAGCUGAAGGCCUCAUGGCCAAAAUGUAUAGAUUGAAUCAAAUCCUGGACUAUCCAGAUCCAGUUGGUCAUGUGUUUUCUGAAGCAUUUUGGAAAGCAGGUGUGUUCCCAAACUAUCCAAGGAUUUGCUUAUUGCUCUCAAAAAAGUUUCCGGAGCAUUUUAGCAAACUGCAACUUGAGCGAAUUGAUGCAGGUUGAUAAGAUUGCUUUGGAUGCUUUAAAUGAUAGUGCAGAAGUUCAUUUGCAGAGCUUGGAGCCAUGGGUCCAGCUGCUUAUUGACUUGAUGGCAUUUCGAGAACAAGCUUUGAGACUUAUAUUGGAUCUAAGCAGUACAGUAAUUACCUUGUUGCCCCAUCAGAACUCACUUAUACUGCAUGCAUUUAUGGAUCUGUUUUGUUCCUUUGUCCGCGUUAACCUUUUCUCCGAGAAGAUACCAAGAAAAAUGAUGCUACAAAUGUAUAAUCUUCUGCAUGCCAUGUCAAGAAAUGACAGAGACUGUGAUUUCUAUCAUCGGUUGGUUCAAUUCAUAGACUCCUAUGAUCCACCAUUGAAAGGUCUACAAGAAGAUUUAAAUUUUGUCAGUCCACGCAUUGGGGAGGUUUUAGAGGCCGUGGGUCCAAUUAUUUUCCUAUCUACAGAUACAAGGAAGCUGAGAAAUGAGGGGUUUCUAAGUCCGUAUCAUCCUAGAUAUCCAGAUAUACUUACAAAUUCUGCUCACCCAAUGAGGGCCCAAGAUCUGGCAAAUGUUACAUAUUACAGGGAAUGGGUGCUUCUUGGAUAUCUUGUUUGUCCUGAUGAGCUACUUCGUGUCACUAGCAUUGAUAUUGCUCUGGUUGUACUGAAGGAAAAUUUAAUUCUUACCCUAUUCAGGGAUGAGUAUGUUUUGUUACAUGAAGAUUAUCAGUUAUAUGUUUUGCCACGGAUAUUAGAGUCAAAGAAGAUGGCUAAAUCUGGACGAACUAAGCAAAAGGAAGCAGACUUGGAGUACAGUGUGGCAAAGCAGGUUGAGAAAAUGAUAAGUGAAGCACAUGAGCAAGCGCUCGUAUCAUGUGAUGCCAUUCAUUGUGAGAGGAGAAUAUUGUUAAAGCAAGAAAUUGGAAGAAUGGUGCUUUUUUUUACAGAUCAGCCAAGUUUAUUGGCACCGAACAUCCAGAUGGUAUUUUCUGCAUUGGCUUUGGCCCAAUCUGAAGUCAUCUGGUAUUUCCAACAUGUAGGAAUUGCGCCAUCAAAAUCUAAAGUUGCUCGAAUGGUUCCUGUGGACAUAGAUCCAAGCGACCCAACUAUUGGUUUCUUACUAGAUGGAAUGGAUCGUCUCUGUUGUUUAGUUCGCAAGUAUAUUGCAGCAAUUCGAGGAUAUGCGUUAUCAUAUCUUUCUUCAUGUGCUGGUAGAAUCCGCUUUUUGCUGGGAACUCCAGGAAUCGUGGCUCUUGAUCUUGAUGCUAGCUUGAAAGGGCUUUUACAACAGAUUGUUCAUCAUCUUGAAAAUAUACCAAAACCACAGGGUGAAAAUAUUUCUGCCAUCACAUGUGAUCUAUCUGAAUUCCGCAAGGAUUGGUUGUCAAUAUUGAUGAUUGUCACAUCCGCUAGGUCUUCUAUAAACAUAAGACAUUUGGAGAAAGCUACUGUCUCCACUGGAAAGGAAGGCUUACUAUCAGAAGGAAAUGCUGCCUACAACUGGUCCAGAUGUGUUGAUGAAUUGGAGUCUCAAUUAUCGAAGCAUGGAAGUCUGAGGAAACUGUAUUUUUACCACCAGCACCUCACAGCAGUCUUCAGAAACACCAUGUUUGGACCAGAAGGACGUCCCCAGCAUUGCUGUGCAUGGCUUGGCGUUGCUAGUAGUUUUCCUGAAUGUGCUUCUGCAAUUGUUCCUGAAGAGGUUACCAAAAUUGGGCGAGAUGCAGUCCUCUAUGUGGAAUCUCUUAUUGAAUCUAUCAUGGGAGGAUUGGAAGGCUUGAUCAAUAUUCUUGAUUCUGAAGGAGGGUUUGGUGCCUUAGAGACACAGCUUCUUCCGGAGCAGGCAGCUUUUUAUUUGAAUAAUGUAUCUAGAGUUUCAAUUCCCUCAGCAAAAUCUCCUAAAGGAGCUGUUGGGUUUCCACUGCCUGGUCAUGAGAGUUAUCCUGAAAAUAAUAGUUCUAUAAAAAUGUUAGAAGCUGCAAUGCAAAGGUUGACAAACUUAUGUUCAGUUUUGAAUGACAUGGAACCGAUAUGUGUUCUAAAUCAUGUUUUUGUUUUGAGGGAGUACAUGAGGGAGUGCAUCCUAGGAAACUUCAGGAGAAGAGUGCUUGCAGUACUAAAAACUGAAAAUGAUCUUCAACGGCCAUCUGUGCUAGAGUCAUUAAUUCGCAGGCACAUGAGCAUAGUGCAUUUGGCAGAGCAGCACAUAAGCAUGGACCUAACCCAUGGUAUUCGAGAAGUUCUACUCACAGAGGCUUUCUCAGGACCUGUUUCUUCUUUGCAUUUGUUUGAAAACCCGACUGAGCAGCUUCCUGGAGCAGCCACUGAAGUUGUAUGCAACUGGUACAUGGAAAACAUUGUUAAAGAUAUAUCAGGGGCUGGAAUCUUGUUUACGCCGACGCACAGAUGCUUCAAAAGCACAAGGCCCGUUGGUGGAUAUUUUGCUGAGUCAGUCACUGAUCUCAGAGAAUUGCAGGCCUUUGUCCGUAUUUUUGGUGGCUAUGGAGUUGACAGGCUAGACAAAAUGAUGAAAGAGCACACUGCUGCACUUUUAAAUUGCAUUGACACAUCACUGCGUUCAAACCGAGAAGUGUUAGAGGUAAUUGCUGGAAGCAUGCAUUCUGGUGAUCGAAUAGAAAGAGAGGCAUCGUUGAAGCAGAUUGUAGACUUGGAUACAGUAAUUGGAUUUUGUAUUGAGGCAGGGCAAGCGCUUGCUUUUGAUCAGCUUCUUGCGGAAGCUGCUGGAGUUGUGCUUGAAGAAGGUGCACCUUUGAUAUAUUCACUACUUGCUGGGGUAGUUAAGCAUAUACCUGGAGAAAUGCCUGAAAGGAAAGAAAUAAAGAGGAUAAGGGGGGUGGGAAGCAGUGUUGGUGUUGUUCUGGAUCAUGAUUCUGAGUGGGUAAGAUCAAUUCUGGAAGAAGUUGGGGGUGCUAAUGAUGGUUCCUGGACCUUGUUGCCUUAUUUAUUUGCAACCUUCAUGACAUCGAGCAUCUGGAACACCACUGGCUUCAAUGUUGACACAGGGGCCUUUAACAACAAUAUGCAUUGCUUGGCAAGGUGCAUGAGUGCUGUGAUUGCAGGAAGCGAGUUUGUGAGAAUGGAACGUGAACAUCACCAGAGGCUGUCUUUCUCCAAUGGCCAUGUUGGUGAGGCUUUAGAUCCUGAAAUACAUAGCCGAUUGUCAGCAGAAGCAAGUAUCAAAUCUGCAAUGCAGCUUUUUGUCAGAUUUGCUGCUGGAAUUGUGCUAGAUUCUUGGAGUGAAGCUAAUAGAUCUCAUCUCGUAGCAAAGCUCAUUUUCUUGGACCAACUCUGUGAGAUGUCCCCAUACCUUCCGAGAAGUUCCCUUGAAGCUCAUGUUCCUUAUGCAAUUAUGCGUUCAAUUUACAGCCAGUACUACUCAAAUUCUCCGUCCAUCCCACUAGCAUUGCUAACUGUAUCGCCUCGCCAUUCUCCUGCGGUAUCGCUGCCACACGCAUCUCCUUCGGUGAAGCAGCCUCGUGGAGAUUCAACACCUCAGUACAGCACUAACGAUUCAGGAUUCUUUAAGGUAUCAUCAUCCCAUAUUCAGGAACACCCUUAUGAAACUGAUAGUGGAAACCUUCGCAGCAGUGAAAACAAACAAUGGAAUGCUCGCCGGUCUGGGCCUUUGGAUUACAGUUCAAGCCGCAAGGCUAAAUUGGUGGAAGGCUCAACUUCAGGCAGCACAGGUCCCAGUCCAUUGCCGAGGUUUGCGGUGUCAAGAUCUGGCCCUCUCUUGUAUAAAUAGAAUAUGGAGAAACAAAGAUGUAGAAAUAGGAGGGUCGUAAAUUAUCCACUUGUAAUUUCUCAAUUAUAUAUCACAACACUUGAUGAUAAAUUUUUGGCUCAUUGUAAAUGUAUUACUUGUGUUUAUUUGUACUUUAUAUGAUUAAUUGAUGAUUGGAUUUUGUCCUCUAA
Molecule: messenger RNA, 4529 nt
Organism: Manihot esculenta (cassava)
Lineage: Eukaryota; Viridiplantae; Streptophyta; Magnoliopsida; Malpighiales; Euphorbiaceae
Product: protein NAP1
Exons: 24
Coding region: 490-4359 (1289 amino acids)
Biological process (GO): cell morphogenesis; cortical actin cytoskeleton organization; cell migration
Cellular component (GO): SCAR complex
Source: RefSeq, a predicted model, not a curated record